AUGUACAUAAAGCAGAUCUCCAUUCUAGGUUUUGCGAACCAUAAAGGUGUUGUUUUUCGAGACCUUAGCCGAAAAGCUAACUACAUCGGUACAAUGAUAAACAUGCUGCGUGGAAAUGUCGAAGAGUUUGAAAGCCACAAGGAAAACUUUAUGCAAAUCACCAUCAACCACAUUGAGGUGGAGAAGCAGGUAAAGGCCACUGAAAGUCUAUUAGCAGCUAAGCAGAAUAUUGUAGAGACUAUACGAGCCAGCUUGCGGGAUAAUGAAGUCUAUGUCAAACAAACUGUAGAGACUUAUACAAGACAUUUUUAUGACAAGACUUUGAAACAGAAGCAGCAAGAUGUCGAUAACCAGGAGCUUGAGUCUGUGAAAGCACAAGAUCAGGCUAUAGAGAUGUAUGUGAAUGGGGAAGUCAGUGAACUUGAGAAAGAAUUGGAAGAACUAGAGCAUUUAUUGCAGGAAGAAGAGAAUUGUAGAGCUGAAAUCACGAAACUUGAGAAAGAUACCAGGGAGGCAACAGAUAGCUUAUAUGAUGGUACUCCUAAGGGAAUACGGGAAGGAGUGGAGGGUGUUGAAAGAAUAUGCAAAGAGUCCAACAUUAGUGGGCUUAUUGGUCCUAUCUACAAGUUAAUUGACUGCGAAGAAAAAUAUUUUACUGCUGUUGAAGUGAUUGCUGGGAAAAGCUUAUUCCAUGUGGCAGUGGACAAUACUGAGACUGCGAAGACGAUAGCCAAACAUUUGAAUGAAGCCAAAGCUGGAAGAGUCACAUUAAGGCUGUUGGAUCAGGCUCGCACAACUUGUAAUGUCGAUGAUAGAGAACGUGAAGCAUCGCACAUGACUCCCCUUUUAAAACUUCUAAAGUGUUCCCCCCUUCACGAGAAGGCACUUUCUCCGAUAUUUGGUAAUGCCAUGUAUUUAGAAGAUCUACGUGAAAUUACGAUGCAUGGUUAUGACUAUGUUACACCCAAAGGCUUUCAAUUUAGCAAAGGAAUUAUGAGGGGUGGAUUUUACGAUCAAAACCGGUUAAAGCUAAAAUUUGCGAAAAUCAUCAGAGAAAACGGAAAUUUAUGCUCUGAAAAGGGAGAAUGCCUCAAAGACAUCAACAAUAGAAUUGUACAAGUACUUGAAAGAGAAAGAGAUAAAUUGGUAGGAUAUUUAGAAACGUACAAGAAAGAAAUUGCAGAGUUGCGUAAAUCAAUUGAUUCGGAAAGGUACACUGGAAAGGAAGAAGAGGAAUUAAAGGGUCGGCUUAUCAAUUCCAAGAAGAGACGAAAAAUAUUCAAUACACCAGAAAACUUAAUAGCAGACUCUAAGAAACAAAUAGAGGAUCUUGAACGCUAUGCUACUGUAACCAGAGCUAUGUUAUCAGAAGUGGACAAAGAGAAGGAUCUUUGUAUGCAAAAGAUCUCCACAACUGUGAAUAAUUGUUUUGGAGAUGUGAUUUCUAAACUUGUCCCAGGCUCUUCUGGGAGGUUGACAAUGAUAAAGGAGGAGGACCGAGGUCCUGCUGAUAAUACAGAGGCGGGUCCCACAAAUUGCAUAGGUGUGAAAAUGGAGGUUUCCUUCCCUGGACAAGGGGAGACACAGUCCACAGUUGAGAAAACCAUAGCUGGAGUGGCUCUCAUACUUGCGAUACUUCAAUGUGAUCCUCCUCCCUUUUACCUGUUCAAUGGGAUCAUUGCUAAACUAGAAGAUACCAAGUAUCGACAUGCAGUCACAAGAAUCCUUUUUAUCGUAAUUUAA
Messenger RNA from Lactuca virosa, 1743 nucleotides. The record is from the annotation of a GenBank genome assembly. NCBI's taxonomy places the organism in Eukaryota, Viridiplantae, Streptophyta, Magnoliopsida, Asterales, Asteraceae.